CUUAUCAUUCGAAGAAACCGAAGUAACAUUAGCCCUUGUUAAUGGGCUUUCUGUCAUGACACGUUCAUUUUUCAACUCCUCUGCCGGAGAUCUCGUGGACGUCAUGAGAAUGUUCGGUGAUAAGCUACGCUGGUGAAAAAAGCCCACAUAUCAUCAAUGUUCUCGUGCAUGGGAUUUCAGAUACUAUCCAAGUCAUGCGACAGCUAUCCACUCGUUACCCAGAACGGAAAUCCCGCGCCCAGACUGCGUUUCUCAUUUCUUCAUCCUGUACAUUCCCUAAGUCAUCGCAACUGAAUCAUGUAGCACUGCUCGAGAUUCUCUGUUGCUCUGGUCGCUACGCAUUUACGGUUCUGGACACACAUUCACGACCGGAGACAUUCUUUGCCAAUGCGAUACGGUGCUUCUUGUCAUCCUGUUCAUCAGACCAACCCCAGUCGGAUCAAUACGAGUCCGAGAGAUGCAAGCUCUUGGAACUGGAUGUGUUCGAGAGGAUACUGGGGCCAUUCUUCAAUCAGGGGUACAUCGUCAAUCGAGGCCAUAUAGCACAGGAAAAAUCUCUCAGAUUCUUCGGUCCAUACUUUGAGCUCAAAGACUACGGAAUAUUGUUGAAGAUAUUCGUCGAAGAAGGAGGAUUACAGGCUCUACACGAUAAAUUUAAAGCUCUGCUUUCACGUUCUGCCACACCAACGGAGCUCGUUCCUACUACUGGUCUCGCUCAUCUCAUCGCAAAUCGGAUGAUCGAAACAAACACCUUGGAUCCUCUCCAUCUAAUAGACACCGCAAAAAAGCAUUCAUUUAUCGAUAGCCUUUCCAAUCUCACCUAUCCUGCUUCUGUACAAUCCGAGUGGCAGCCUACAGACCAUCAUCAAUCUUCUGGGAUCCCUUUACCGGAGGAAUACAGAUCAAUUGACACUGGAAAGAAAUUUUCGAACGGCUGCAGCAAUGGACGUUCAAUAAAGAAGUUCGGUGUGACUUAUAUUGGAGAGAAUUGUGUGAUUUGUAUAAUAUCAAGGAUAUUCAAGAAAUUCCUGCCCUGCUUCUUGAAAAGGCGGAAAUUCGAUUGGACUCACUGCCAGAGUCUCAUGAGGCGGUGGCUGGCAGAUAAAACUUAGGAGGAUAUUGAUAAAGGAGAAGAGGCAUGUGAGGGAUGAAUGUUUUGGACCCCUUAAUUCUUUCUUGACCUAUGGACUUGAUACACGGUGUGCUCCCGUUGUGUUUCAUCACGGAAACCAGUCCCGGAUUGCGAGACAAGAGACAACGUGAGGGUAGUAAUUCGAGGUAGUUGAACGUAGUUAGAACUUUUGUACUGCCCUCUCAGCUGUAGUAUGGACCCCGGCACGCUCUGUUAAGGAGCAAGUUGCAACGUCGGGUAAUAACAUAUAAUAUCCUAC
Messenger RNA from Desarmillaria tabescens, 1391 nucleotides. RefSeq lists its product as uncharacterized. The annotation marks the transcript as partial. The record is from RefSeq and is a predicted model, not a curated record. NCBI's taxonomy places the organism in Eukaryota, Fungi, Basidiomycota, Agaricomycetes, Agaricales, Physalacriaceae. The transcript is spliced from 2 exons.